CUGAAUCCCCUGCUACCCUUAUCCUCCUCUCCUUCUCAAAACCCUACUGCCAUUUCACAUAUACUUUCUCUCUGUGUUUGAUUUGAGUUUAUAUAUAACAAUGUCUUGUACCAUUAAUUCUCUAUUCAAAACUUUAUCUAUGUCAAAUGGCUGUUUACUUUCAGCUCCAUCGGUUUUCAGUACAAGGGCUUCCAGACCCAUCAAUCUUCGGCUACUAUAUUCAUCUUCUUCGAUAAUUCCAAAGUCACUUUUGCUCAAGAAGAUUAUACGUCCUUCGCAACUAGUGACCUUUGUUUCUCAGACCUCGGAUUGGGCUCAACAAGAUGACAACACAACAGUUGUUAAGGAAAAAGACCAAGAGGAAGAAGAAGAAGAAGAAGAAGGUUUAUGGGAAAACGAGAGUUCACCUGAGGAUGAGGUUUCGGAUUACGAUGGGGGAGUUGAAGAUGCCGGUGUGAGUGUACCCGAGGAGUCUUAUCGGGAACCUCCUGAAGAUGCUAAAAUUUUCGUUGGAAAUUUAUCUUACGAUAUUGACAGUGAAAAUCUUGCUAAUUUGUUUGAUAAGGCAGGCGUAGUUGAGGUUGCUGAGGUUAUCUAUAACAGGGAGACUGAUCAGAGCCGUGGUUUCGGUUUUGUGACUAUGAGCACAGUUCAGGAAGCAGAAAAGGCUGUAGAGUUGUUCAAUAGUUAUGAGCUAGACGGGAGGUUGUUGACUGUAAACAAGGCUGCUCGAAGAGGAGAAAAGCCGGAGCGUGUAACUCGUUCAUUUGUUCAAUCCUCACCUAGGAUAUAUGUUGGGAACUUGCCAUGGAGUGUUGAUAGUGGGCGGCUUGAGCAGGUUUUCAGUGAACAUGGUAAGGUGGUGGAUGCUAGGGUAGUUAUCGAUAGAGAAAGUGGGCGUUCAAGAGGUUUUGGUUUUGUGACAAUGUCAAAUGAAGAUGAAAUUAAUGAUGCAAUUGCUAACCUUGAUGGACAGAGCUUGGAUGGGAGGACAAUUCGGGUGAAUGUUGCUCAGGAAAGGCCGAACCGCAGGUUUUGAUUGGAGAUGAUGAAUGUGAAGUGUGAAAUUCAAUUGCUUCUUAGUAUGUUUCUAUGUUUUCUCCUAGUUAGGAUUUUAUUAGUUAGUAGAUGUUUGCAUAUUGUGUCAUAUUCUUAUACUACAAGUUCCUAGUUUGCCUAUAGGCAACAUUGAGUUUCCAUUUUUAUA
Impatiens glandulifera is the source of this 1207-nucleotide messenger RNA. RefSeq names its product 28 kDa ribonucleoprotein, chloroplastic-like. The transcript has 4 exons. Gene Ontology annotation, molecular function: mRNA binding. The record is from RefSeq and is a predicted model, not a curated record. Gene Ontology annotation, cellular component: cytosol. Bases 101 to 1039 code for a protein of 312 amino acids. NCBI's taxonomy places the organism in Eukaryota, Viridiplantae, Streptophyta, Magnoliopsida, Ericales, Balsaminaceae.